CUUCAUUUAUUUUUCAAACUCCCAAAAAAUACCCAGUCAACGUUCCACAAAAAUAAAUAUCUAAAUUCAAACUCAUUUCUUCAUCUUCUUCCUCAACAAUGAAUCCAAAAUUAGCUUUACCGUUACUAAUUUCCCUUCUAACAUUCAAUUUCUGCAACUCUAAAUGCACCAAAGGCUGCGAUUUAGCUUUAGCAUCAUACUACGUAUGGCAAAACACCACCACUACAUUCAUCGCCGAAGUAAUGAAAUCUCCGCUCUUAGACUCACCGGAAACCAUCGUAACUUAUAACAAAGACUCCGUCCGUAACAAAGAUAGUCUCCCGUCUUUCAUCCGAGUCAACCUCCCUUUCCCCUGCGAUUGCAUCAACGGUGAAUUCCUUGGCCACGUAUUCACUUACAAGAUUAGAUCAGGCGACACGUAUGAUGUCGUCGCUGAUAAGUAUUAUUCUAAUUUGACUACGAUUCCCUGGUUGCAACGGUUUAAUAGCUAUCCUGAGGUUAAUAUACCUGAUACUGGUACUCUUAAUGUCACGGUUAAUUGUUCGUGUGGAGAUAGUGGAAUUUCCAAGGAUUAUGGUCUGUUUGUUACGUAUCCGCUUCGGCCUGAGGAUUCUUUGGAAUCUGUUGCGCGUCAGAGUAAUAUUAGUGCUGAUUUGAUUCGGAGAUAUAAUCCUGGUAUUGAUUUUAGUCAAGGAAGUGGUUUGGUUUAUUUUCCUGGGAAAGGAAUAUCAGGCGGAAUAAUUGCUGGAAUAUGCAUAGCAGUAGUAGCUGUGGUGCUGUUAAUAGCUGUGUGUAUAUACUUUGGAAUUUACAGAAAGAAGAAGGUGAAAGGGGCAUUGCUGUCUACAUCUCAAGAUCUCUCUGGCCAUGCGCUUCAUGGUUCUAGAAGUAACUCAGAUAAACCUGUGGAAUCAACUGGUGUGGCACAAUCUCCAGGUCUUACAGGCAUAACUGUGGACAAGUCAGUCGAAUUCUCAUAUGAAGAACUUGCUCAGGCUAGUGAUAACUUCAGUUUGGCUAACAAGAUUGGCCAAGGUGGCUUUGGCUCUGUAUACUAUGCAGAACUUAGAGGCGAGAAAGCCGCAAUCAAGAAGAUGGACAUGCAGGCUUCAAAAGAAUUUUUUGCGGAACUAAAAGUCUUAACUCAUGUUCAUCAUUUGAACCUGGUCCGAUUGAUUGGAUAUUGUGUUGAAGGUUCUCUUUUUCUAGUUUACGAAUUCAUUGAGAAUGGCAACUUAAGCCAACAUUUGCAUGGCUCUGGAGGAAGGGAUCCAUUGCCAUGGUCUACUAGGGUGCAAAUCGCCCUUGAUUCAGCUAGAGGACUUGAAUACAUCCAUGAGCAUACUGUUCCUGUUUAUAUUCAUCGUGAUAUUAAGUCUGCUAACAUAUUGAUUGACAAGAAUUUCCGUGGGAAGGUUGCAGAUUUUGGGUUGACUAAACUAACUGAGGUUGGAAGUGCAUCAAUUCCCACACGUCUUGUGGGUACAUUUGGAUACAUGCCACCUGAAUAUGCUCAAUAUGGUGAUGUUUCCCCAAAAGUGGAUGUUUAUGCCUUGGGAGUUGUCCUCUAUGAACUUAUAUCUGCCAAAGAAGCUAUCGUCAAGUCAAACGGGUCUAGUGCUGAGUCAAGGGGCCUUGUUGCUUUGUUUGAGGAUGUCCUUAGUCAACCCGAUCCUAAAGAAGACCUCCUCAAAUUGAUUGAUCCAAGGCUUGGAGAUAGUUAUCCAUUCGAUUCUGUUCGAAAGAUGGCUCAGCUUGCCAAGGCAUGUACGCAAGAGAAUCCACAACUACGACCAAGCAUGAGAUCUAUCGUUGUCGCUUUAAUGACACUCUCGUCCUCAACGGAGGAUUGGGAUGUCGGCUCCUUCUAUGAAAAUCAAGCUCUUGUGAAUUUAAUGUCAGGAAGAUAGAGGCUUUAGUCGUCGAGCAUUUCAGAGAUUUUUUAUCGUCCUCUGUAAGUUAACCUAUUAUACUCUCAUCUUUAUAAUUCCAGAUGCUUGUAUCAUUUGUAAAUGUUCAAUAGGAAGUUAUCAGAAGGAAACACAGAAUUAUUUUUGAUUAUUUGAUAUUUGAUGGAUGCACAUAAAGCAUUUUUCAAAUUAUAUUUUUUGGAAAUAA
This is a messenger RNA of Mercurialis annua (annual mercury), 2118 nucleotides long. RefSeq names its product lysM domain receptor-like kinase 3. Lineage: Eukaryota; Viridiplantae; Streptophyta; Magnoliopsida; Malpighiales; Euphorbiaceae. Gene Ontology annotation, molecular function: ATP binding; transmembrane receptor protein kinase activity. Gene Ontology annotation, biological process: protein phosphorylation; innate immune response. The record is from RefSeq and is a predicted model, not a curated record. The coding region runs from base 99 to 1910 and encodes 603 amino acids. The transcript is spliced from 10 exons.